Messenger RNA from Nezara viridula (southern green stink bug), 13324 nucleotides. NCBI's taxonomy places the organism in Eukaryota, Metazoa, Arthropoda, Insecta, Hemiptera, Pentatomidae. The record is from the annotation of a GenBank genome assembly.
CUUCAAAAAAGUCUAAGAAAUUUCCAACUCCUAGGUAGCCUCUAUUCUUCUUUUCAUGAGGUAAUUUGGCAGCGGGAGGCAAAAACGGUAUAGGUUCGCGUGGAGCAAAUAGGGCUAGGAGAUUUGGAGGUAAAAACUGAGUCAUUAUGAAAUGUCUUUCGAAUUACGAAUAAGACACAUUCAAAUUAAAAACUUAUCAAUUGUCUUCACAUCGGCACUAAAAAAACAAACACAUAUCACGCGAACUCUCACCAAGCCAUGAAACUACAGGCGUACACAGACAAUAUGGCAGCUAUAGGCACAUACACUGCCAAUGUUUACCAAAGUUAUAAUAAAAAUUAAUUUGAAUUUUAAAAUAAAAAACAAUUUAAUUAUGAUCAAAUAUAAUUUUUAAAAUGUUUGAAAAAUAAUCUUCAACUAUUUCAAUGAAGUGAAUUAUUAAAAUGUAUAAUAGAGAAAAUGAUUGAUUUUCUAUUCACUUAAUCUGAUAUUUUUGCUGAAAACGAGAAGUAGUCAGAUAUUUUUUUAACGAACUUAUUUAAAGUAGGUACUAUCUCAGUAAUUAUGCAUGGGAGGGAUGUGAUCAUUUUCUAGUUCACAAUUCAGUCUAGGUUGCAGCCACAUCAUCACCACCUUUCGCCCCUUGGCACGUUUGAAGUCAGUCCAAUGAGGUGUUCGUUAAUAUGAAAACGUGUUGUUUGUUCUACAUUUUUGAUUCUGAACGAUCCAUUUUAUAAAAAGAAUUAGACAGCAAAUUUAAGCGAAAAUAGGACAUCUUCGUUUACAAUUUUUGUGAAAUCUUUCCAAUAAUCAAUUACAAUGAGUGCUCCCCAACAACCACAAACUGAACAACAACCUCCCACUUUAAAUAGGGGAAUUGUAAAACAAGUUUUAUCUGGAGAUACGGUAGUCAUCAGAGGGGUUCCCAAAGGUGGACCUCCUCCUGAAAAAACUUUGAGUUUAACAUCUUUGAUUGCUCCCAAACUUGCUAAAAGACCUCAAGCUCCUGGCCCAAACCCUGAUGAAGAUGAACCUUAUGCUUGGGAAGCCAGAGAAUUCUUGAGGAAAAAACUGAUUGGACAGUAUGUCCUCUUUACGACACCUAAAGAGAAAGCUGCCAAUCAAACCAGAGACUAUGGGACCCUGUAUUUCGAUCCUCCAAGUGGACCCAGAGAAAAUAUAAAUGAAUUAUUAGUGAAAGAAGGCCUAGUUACUGUCAGGACCAUUGCUGGAAGUAAAGAUCCUGUUCUCCAACAUUUAACAGAAUUACAGGAGCAAGCAAAAGCAGCCAAAAAAGGAAAAUGGGCUGAUGACGCAAGCAGCCAUGUGAGACAGAUAAAAUGGUCAGUGGAAUCAGAUAAAAUGAUGAACUUUGUCGACAAGGCAGAAGGGAAACCGUUAAAAGCCAUUAUUGAGCAUGUCAGAGAUGGAUCUACUGUGAGAGCAUUUUUAUUGCCGGACUUCACUUAUGUCACUUUAAUGAUGUCUGGAAUCAGGUGUCCUGGUUUCAAACUUGAUAGUGAUGGCAAACCUGAUCUUAAUAUCAAAGUUGACUAUGCUGAUGAAGCAAAGUAUUUUACUGAAACAAGAUUGCUUCAUCAAGAUGUUGAAAUAGUUUUGGACUCAGUUAACAACAAUAACUUUGUUGGGACGAUCAUACAUCCUAAAGGCAGUAUUGCAGAAGAAUUACUUAAAGUAGGCUAUGCUCACUGCGUUGAUUGGUCAAUAUCUAAGAUGAAAAAAGCAGAUGCUGAUAAACUGCGUCAAGCUGAAAAAAUGGCGAAAGAAAAACGACUCAGGAUUUGGAAGGAUUGGACUCCUCCUCCUGUGAUUAGUGACCGUGAAUUUUCUGGUACAGUAAUAGAGGUUGUGAACGGUGAUGCUCUUAUGGUGAAACUUCCCAAUGGAACUGUGAAAAAGAUAUUUUUAGCCAGUAUUAGACCUCCUAGAGAAACGAACGUUGCUCCCGAGGAGAGAAGUGCAGAAAGACCACGUGGAGGAAGAGUUCGCCCGCUAUAUGACAUCCCAUGGAUGUUUGAAGCAAGAGAAUUCCUGAGGAAGAAGCUCAUUGGGAAAAAAGUGAAUGUGACUGUGGAUUAUAUCCAGCCCGCAAGAGACACUCUCCCCGAAAAAAUAUGUUGUACUGUAACCAUUUCUAGUGUAAAUGUUGCUGAAGCAAUGGUCAGUAAAGGACUCGCUACAGUUGUGCGUUACAGACAAAACGAUGAUCAAAGAGCUUCAGCAUAUGAUGCACUUCUUGCUGCCGAAAACAAAGCAGCUAAGAGUUUGAAAGGUGUUCAUGCCAAAAAGGACAUACCUGUACAUAGGGUUAAUGAUAUUACUUCCGAUCCUUCCAAGGCUAAAAAUUUACUCCCGCAUAUAUCGAGGUAUUCACGGAUCGAAGCUUUAGUAGAGUUUGUGGUUAAUGGUUCGAGGAUGAGGUUGUAUGUUCCGAAGGAUUCUCAUCUCAUUACGUUUCUUUUAUCAGGAAUUGAAGUUCGAUGUGAUAAAAAUGCUGCAGUUAAUACUGAAGAGGCUGCAUUACAAUUCACCAGGGAAAGGUGUAUGCAAAGAGAGGUUGAAAUUCAAGUUGAAGGUAUUGACAGAAAUGGGAAUUUCAUUGGUUGGUUGUGGGUUGAUAAUGUUAAUUUGUCAGUUGCUCUGGUAGAAGCUGGUCUCGCCAGGAUACACUCAUCUGGUGAAAACUCAAGAUAUGCUAAGGAUCUUUACAAUGCAAAAAAUACAGCCAAGGCAAAUGGAGUUUGGAAAUAUGAAGAAAAGGAAGAAAAACCUGACACUAUAGAAGAAGACAAAACCGUUGACAGAAAAACUGACUAUAAAGAGGUGUAUGUUGUUGAAGUUUCUGAAAUUGGAUUCUAUGUCCAAUAUGAUUCAAUGGGAAGUAAAUUAAACUCACUUCAAGCAAAAAUGGCUCAAGAAAUGGGAGCUAAUCCUCCUCUACCUGGAGCUUAUUCUCCUAAAAAAGGUGACCUUUGUGCUGCCAAGUAUCCAUUAGAUAACAUGUGGUACCGAGCAAAGGUGGAAAAAGUGACUGGCUCAGGGAAGGCUAGCGUCUUUUACAUCGAUUACGGCAACAGGGCAGAAGUGCAGACGACACAAUGUGCACCACUUCCUCCUGGUCUUGAUAUUAACACAGACAAGCCUUAUGCCCAUCAUUACACUCUGGCCUUCGUCUCUCUUCCUAAUGAGCCCGAGGAUAAAAAAGCAGCAGAAAAUGAGUUUAGGUUAUGUGUCUUAGACAGAAAUCUCUUGAUGAAUUAUGAAUAUGAACAAAAUGGAAUUAGACACGUGACAUUAUUGGACCCAGAAAUGGACAAAGAUAAAGACAAACAGGACAUUGGAAAAUCAUUGGUCGCAGAUGGAUUCUUACUUGUUUCUAAACGCAGGGAAAGAAGAUUUGAAAAGCUUAUGAGUGAUUAUCUGGCGGCUGAGGAUGAAGCCAAAAAGAAACAUUUAGGAAUUUGGCAGUAUGGUGACAUAAGAGAUGACGACGAUAGAGAAUUUGGAAUGGGUCGCUAAACAUGUGUAUAUAAUAGGAUAAAAAAAUAUUUCAACAGAACACAUUCCCUUCCAAAAAAUGAGGAAUCCUCUUUCAUUAUAAUUUUUAACGGGAAACAGUGUUGUUAGAAAUGAUAACAUCAAUAUUUCUUCAGAGAAGAAAAUAAAGAAAUGAAGGAACUGAGUUUGUCCAGUGGUAAAUCCGUCUUUGAAGAGAAUUUAUUCCUAAUAAAUAAAUGAAACUCAAUUGCCUUUCAGUCUUGACUGAUCUAUGUUUCUUAAAAAGACAUUAACAGUUAUAAGCUUAGAUAAAAACAGAACCGGUACAUAAUUAUAUAUGUAUAUCUAGAUUACUAUUCAAGAACCAAAUGACUUCCAAACUUAAUUCUAAGCAUGUUGGGUAAAUUCAUAGAGACUGAUAUUAUUUAAAUAUGAAUUCUUUAUUUUCAUUUUGAUAAAGAGCAGCAUGCAUACAUUAUGCAAUGCUCAGCUAAUCCAAUUAAUGCAGUGUAAAAUUUGUUAUUCGGUUAAAUUAUAAUGCGGAGUGUGGUUGUGUUGAUAGAAUAAAUAUUGUUGGAAAAGAUAAUUUAUUAUUAUUCACACAUGUAUAAAAAUUUAUAAAGUAAUUCCUAUACUUUAAUUUGUAUAACUUUCUUUGGAUUUCCCACAGGAAACAUUCCAAACAUAAUUGUAUAUUACAGUAUGCUAUAUAAGUCAUGAAUCAAAUAAUACUAUGAGGCCUUGAAUUAUAUAUAUAAAUAUUUUUACAUUUCUUAUUUAAGGUUUUAUAAACUACACUUAUUUACAUUAACAUGUCCUUCUCUGCCAAUGAAGGAACUAUAUGUGAAAAUAUUCGCUUAUCAAAUCCACAUGAAUAGAGCUUGUUGUUUACUGGAUUCCAUGACAAAUCUCUUACAAAUCCUCUAUGCUCGAUAUCUGUAUACCUGUGGGCAAAAAUAGCUUUUAUUCAUAUCCUAGAUAUGAAAGGUAAGUUAUACAUUGUUCGUAGCUUAACAUUACUUACACUAACUCCAAGGUGUUCACAUCCCAAACUUUUAUUACAUUAGAGUUUCCACAUACUGCCAGAAGUCUGAAAUAAUUUAAACAUUUUUAAAAAAAAUUAUAUAAAUACAUAAAGUUAAACUCAACAUGAACCGUGUUUAGAAGAGUGAUACAACUGAACUGGCUAAAUUAAAAACUACAAAGUGAAAAUAUAAUCUCUAAUGCUAUGAUAUUAAUUAACUACCUAAAAGCUAUUCACUCAUAUUUAUAGGAAAGUAUAUUUAUUCAGUGUUAUGUAUGUAAAACUCAGCAUUGUGAUUUAAAAAACUUGUUAAAUAUGGCUGCCAUUAGCACACUUGAUUUUAACAUGGUCUGAUGUAGAGGAGGAUUCUGUUAAAAUGAGCUAUUUUCAUCUGUGUUUAGGGAAGGUCAUCAUAAUGUUUUGUUUUAAGUAAAUUAUAGUUUGGUUGCAAUUAGUCAGCAACCAGAUGAAUUAAUGCAGCCAGCACAAGGUUGAAACUAAUAUUUUGUUUUGCCCUAACUCUCUGACAUUACUUAUAGUAAGUAAUAUUGGAGUUUUAGGGGAGGAUGAAAAAAAAAAAUGUGAGUGAACUAUACUUCUAUUUUGAACAAAAUGGAGUGAUAAGAAAAGGAUUCAGAAAAUGUUUGAUAGAAGACAAAAAAAAAUCUUAUUCAUAAUUAUAGAAAAUCUGGUAAACCCAAGAAUGACACUUACACUAAUUAAACAUUACCCAGCACUGAUGUGUGGCAUAUCCCAAAAUUUAAAUUAUUAUGAAAUUUUAAUACUUUACCCUGGAGGGCAUAAAUUAAAUAAGCUUUAAAAAAUUGUCUAGAUAUUCUGUAUAAAAAUAUUUUUAUAUGUUAUAUUGAUCAUUUCUAUCUUCCUUUUCAUAAAAUAAAUGCUUGACUAGUCCCUACAAUAACUUAAUUUUUCUCCAAUAAUGUUUGAGAUAUUAAUUAAUUACAAAACUGAUAAUCUAUAUGAUUCCUUUGAAGCAGGGAAUAACCUAAUUACUUAAAGUAUAAGCUCAACCACUCCAUUUGUUAAGUGUAACAUUAUGAACUGUUGACAACUAUAAUACAAAUUUAUUGGGUUUAGGACAAAAAAAAAUUAACGAUAGGCAAGGCUUUUUUUGUACACUUCACAAAAAGUGUGGUAAUUUCAAUGUGCUUUCUCACAGAUAUUAACAGGUAUUUAGGGCAAAAUAUAAGAACUGGAGAUAUAAAAUAAAAACGAGGAGUUUUUAUUUAUUUAUUUAUCCCUUAUGGAGCUAUUAAAUCAAAAAGUAAUAAAUAUGAUUUUGAAGAGCAAUAAUUUAGCUUUUCAAGUUAUAGUAACAUAAAUUCUAAACAAAAAACCGAAUCUAAUCACAAAUUAUUUUAAAAAUAAUAAUUCGGAAAUAUCUAAUAACCUUGAAAAACAAAAGUUACUUAGUACCAUACAAUUAGAAAAUAAAAUUGAACAUUGUAACAUUAAAUAUCAUUCAAUUACUUAUAUUAAAGAUCUCAUUAGUAAAAUUCAAAGGACGUUCAAGGAUUAUGAUCUAUCUGAAAUUAAAUUAGGUAAAAAGCCUGUAAAUAAAAUUGAAAAAUUGUAUACCAAUACCAAAGAUAUUAUACCAUGUGACAUGAAAAAUAACCUUAUUUAUACAAUAAAAUGUAAAAAUUGCACUAAUAAAUCUUAUAUAGGACAAACGGGACAAUGGUUCGUAAAACGAAUGAAACAACAUGAACAAAAUCGCAAGUCCAAAUCAAACACUUCAACCGGCCUUUCACAACAUAUAACAAACACCAAUUUGAUUUUAAAAAUGCCAAAAUAAUAUACAAUGAAAGUAGUAACAAUAAAAGAAAGAUUAUAGAGUCUAUAUAUAUUACAAAAAAUUUACAUAAUUCUGUUAAAACCAUACAGAUGUGGACAAUAUAAAUACUUUUUACACAAAUAUAAUUAAUAAAAUUCGUAUAUAAUAAUAUAAUAAUCCACCAAUACAAAUCAUUAGAAGGAAAAUCCCUCUCCUUUUGACUAUCCCCACCAGGACGAUAUAAGUCAGUCCCCCCAGAAAUGACGUGGGCGAAGCCCCUAUAAAAAUUGACAAGUUAAUGUUCACUGAACUUAUUAAUUAGAACAUUAAGGAUGAACAUAUUAGGAGGACUCAUCAAGGUAAUAGUCAUUUGUUUUUAAUUGUUAGAGUUUUAAUGGUUAUAGUUACGUACAUGUAAGGUUUUUUUUAAUAAAAAAUGUAUACUUUAUGUAUAUUUUUAUAUAAAUUUAAGUAUAUCGGAAAUAAUUUGACAUAGAACGUUAGACAAUUCAAUUAAAUGUAAUAAGAAAUUCAUUUCAUAAAUGCUGAAUAUUAACUAAUAAUGUUAUUAUAAUUUUCCAGUUUUGAAAAUGGCCUAAUUUAUUGUUACAAAUAAAAAAAAAAAAUGUGAUUUCCGUUAAAUAAUAUUAGUUUUUACAAAUUAUUAUUUAUAAUUUUUUGUCACUCUCUAUUACGUUUUACGCCUUCCUAUAUUAGAUAUUGUUCUUUCUAAAAUUCUUUGCUUUCCAACGAUAUAUUAUGCGUAUACUUUCUGGCUAUUAUUUCCAGGGAUUCAUUGGUCUCAUAUAUUAGUCGGGCUCCUUCUCAUUAAACAAAGUGGUACUCAGUGAUGAAUUCUACUUUAAUCCAUCUCAUGAGGCAGUAGGUAAUUGUUCUAUGACUGGAGAUUAUAGGCAGUUUUUAAUGAAACCUCCAAUUAAAACGCGUAAGUGGUCAGUAGAGGUGAUGAAAAGUAUUCCGUCCUCGAGGAUGCUCCACCCUUCCCGCUCAUCAUCACUAAAAGGUUAAUAAACUUUUGUUGAAAUAAUGAUUCGGAACCAUAAUAGCAAAUUUGUGCUCACAUCCUCAUAACGUGUGAAAUUCCUUCGCUUUUCCAGGCCCUACAGAAGUUACAUGAAAAUUUGAGAAAACGUGUAAAAAAGAAAAAAGGAUCUUUUGGUUUUCUAUAUUCUAUCUACUACAGAUCAAUGAAUAUCAAAAUUAAAAAUUCUUCCAUUUAGUAGAGUUACAACGCCUUGUUUCCCAUAAAUUCAAUAAUAAAUAAAAUAAUGGCCCAACAUUACUUGGAAAGACAUAAGAUAGACCUGUUUGAUUAGGAUGUGGCAGUAUUUAUAUUUUUAACCAUAUACCAUUUGUUCUUGCAAUAAAUUUUAAGUUAUCAAAACUAGAAAGGCAGCUUUGUUAUAAAACGUAAUUAUUCUUAUGUAUGUUUUGAGUAAUGAGCCAACCUUAACUUAUCAAUGUCAGAUCGAGGAAUUAACAUCAUCAGCCUAGUCGAUAUUCCAUUGUUUUUUCAUUCUAUCAAUCUACAUCAGUUCCAUAGAUAACAUAAGUAAAUGUUCUAUAGCUGAACUACUGUAACAAUUAAAAUAAAUCUGUUUACAGAUUUCUUAAAGUAGUAAUAGAAAAGUCAUGUUCUCAUCCACAAGAGUAUGGCCGACUGAGUAUGAGCUCUGAUGCUCUCAUUCAGUCCCUACUCAAUGACAGUGAGCGUACGAUUGCGGUCUCCGUACCCCAACUCAAUUACUGAGAGCAAGUGCACAUUAAAUUAAAAACUUCAAGACACCAAAAGUAGGAAAAAUGAACAGAAGGAAAUCACAUGUUUUCAAGGAAAUUAAAUGAAAUUUACCAAGAGUAAACUUUUAAAAUUUUUUAGUUUAAAAAAGUAUUUAAAAUCCACGGAGUCAAGGCAAUGAUAUUGUUUAAAAAAAAAUUCAUUGUACUUGCGUGAAAGAAGUGAAAUAUAAAAAUAAUUCAUGGAUGUAUAAAGCACAUGUUUAUAACCUUAAAUAUAUUUACUGUAGUUUAAUAAUCCUAGAUCUGAUAUUAUAUUUAAAUAAUUAAGUAUCAAUGUCUGUUUAUUCUGAAAAACCGUCAUGUAACCUUUUAGAACAUUAAAUUAGAUGAAUUUUCCUAUUGUGAAAUUCCAACAUUAUCCACUUACAACUAAAUCAAAUUAAUUGUGACAAAUUUUGACCUAUCUAUGGCGGGCAAUGAAAAUCUCGUAAUUUUACUGUAGUGAACUUUACAAUGGAAAAUGAGUUUAAUAAUUAAUAUGUGUACAAUCCAUAAUCAUUUAUAGGUUAAAUAUACAGAUAUACUUUCAAAUCUCUCUAGGCAUAUAUACAUAUAGCUCAGAGACUGGAAUUAUGUGGUUUACAGAAAAAGAUGGAGUAAAAAGGUUUUUAUUGCCUACCAUUCAUAUAAUUAAUAGGGCUUUAUGUUACCAGUAAGCUUUAAGCUGUAGCUCUAUUAAAAAAGCACUUCAAAAAUUUUUAUAACAGCCCAACAUUGCCAAAAAAUAAUUUCUAUUCAAAGUAGAGCAGUACGUGAAAGUUGUGUGUUGCGUGCACCAGAUUUUUUUUUAAAUAUUUGUAUACCAAACAAAAGGAUUUUUAGCUUUUUAAGGAGAUUUAAAAGACAGUAUUACAGAUAAUGUUUCUACUGUUUAUAGUUUCGAAGAGACAGUUUUGAUAUUUUUAUUUUUAUGCCAAAGACAGGCUGUUUAUUUGUUCUUAGGUUUCUUUCAAACUCGUAUGUCAUAGAAAUUUACAUUUUUAAAAAACCUUCAAUGUUUUUUUUCCCUAAUGCCUCUUGACUUACGCCAUUAGUCUUCUACAGGGCUGUUCUAGGCGACAGCUGUGAUCAUUUGGUUCUCUUAUAUAGAUAUCCAGAGAGCACGUGGUUUAUAAUAACCAGACGCGUUCACAAAUCACUUCCUCUUCAUAAGAAUGGUUGGUAACCUUUUGCAGACAUCUCUAUCCUGUUAUUUCUUAUAGGAUAGCGUUAAUGGCCCUGUGCCAAACCCCCAAUCAAGAAGACUAGGAGCUAUUUUGUAAGACACAAGCAUCAGUCACCUUCAAUAAUGUGAAUUAAAAUAUUUCAAAUGUUAAGUAAUGUGCCAAUUUUGUAAAAUGGUUAUUAAUGAAGAUUAUGUACAAUUACAACUAUUAUGAUGACCUUUAAUUUGUCCAUCAAUGAGAAGGAAAACUUGGGAAAUUCCAAUAGAAAAUUUAUAAUAGACACCCUGCAGCUAUAUUUAAUGUGCAAGUGGGGAAUACCGAGUUUAAUUUAAUUUUUUCAUUGAUAAAAAACAAUAUAUAUUUCACUAAUAUGCAAUAAUUAUUGUGGUAAAGUGGAUCAGUAUUAUGAGAUCUGUCUAGAGGACACGACCAAUUCUUUUAAGAAUAGCAGAGUCAAAUUAACUGUCAGUAGCACAGGAACAAUACAACAUAUUGAGUCUAAAGUUGUCAAAUACAAAACAAAAACUCACCCUUGAUCACAGUUGAUAGAAACUCUGUGAACUGGAUGUUUAUCAAACUGAAGCCUGUUGAUUUCUUUUCUGUUUCGGAUAUCAAAAUAUAUAACCUCUCCAGCUAUAGAUCCAGCAACUACAGUAUUAUCAUCUUUCCAUGCUAUAGAUGUUAACCCAAAUUCAUGAUGUGAAAUGGCUAAAAUAAAUUAUUUAAAUUAAAAUUAAUAUCUUCAACUGUUUCAAAUAAAGGUGUAUUAAUAAACUAAUCUAACCAGAAGCUGGUUUAGACUGUUUUAAAUCCCACAGUAAAGCUGAUCCAUCCAAACUGCAAGAUGAAAAUAUAGCACCUUCUUCAGGGGAUGAACAAACACAGGUUAUUUCCAUAGAAUGGGCUGGUGAAUACUUGUGCUGGAUUUCUAAGCUGUUAUUGUCCCAAACGUUAAUCCUUAAAAACAAAAAUUUAUACGUAUACCUACUUUUAAUUUUCCAAUUUAUGUAAAUAAUUAUUCCAUGCAACUUUCUGGUUGUUGCAACUUGUGUCCCUGCAGUACACUGAUUUCCAAAGGUACAUAGUUAUAAAAAGAGAAUUGAAAUGAUAAUUUUUUUGGCUACUACUUCCAAGCGUUGCUUCACCAUGGAGCCAGAUCUUAUGAUAACAGUGUUGAUGGAAGUCCAAAAGUGGCAAGCAUAUCCGAAAGUACAAGAGCCAAAUACUCUGGUAAGGCCCCGAUCUCAACUGAAAAGGACACGUGGGGGUUGUUUAUUUCUUUUGAGGGAAGAAAGUUAAUAGCUAUAGAUUUGACUAAAGUUAAUUGAAUCCCCGAUUCUAGUUGGAAAAAAGUAAGAACUAAAACAGAAAAAUUUUAUUGGUUCAUUGGCAGUAAAAAGUAACAUGACAUAAUCCUAAAUACUGUUGUAGAUACAAGAUUUGAAACUACCAGAGAAAGGAAUUUGCAUUUUAGUUUAUUGUUGAAAAAAUCUAGUUUAAUGUUACUGUAAUCGCUUCAUGGUUUAAUUUAAUUGGAAAUAGAAGUAUAUAUAAAUGAAAUCUAUUAAUUUUCAAUUAGCUUUCAAGUUUUUGGUAUUUCAUGUAUCUCAUCAGGCCGUUACUUAACAAGAAUAAAUGUAUUAAAUUGAAUUUCCAUAAUCAUACGAAGCCUUGAAUAUUAAUGAAAUCAAACUAAACAACAAAUUUAGUACCUACCUUGCUUGUAAUGUAAAGAAACAGUAUAAGUAUUUCAGAAACAGAAUUUGUUAUUUUAAAUUAAAACAUUGGAAUAAUAAUCAGACAUGAUUUACUAUAAAGAUGUACAUUGAAUAAUAAAAUUAAUAAAUAUAAAAAAAAGAAAGAAAACGUUUUCAGAAUAAUGUAGAAUAUUAAAUAGUAUUACUUCAUAUCACUGCCUGCUGAAACUGAGUAUAGCUUAUCCUUAAGAACAGCAAUGGAAGUUAUACAACCAUCAUGCUGCGUUUCACCAUGUUGUGGUAAAAAGUGAGUCGUAUCAUCCUCAAAUUUAGCAAUUGAACAUAUUGUCACUUUGCCAGAAUCUUCUCCAAAGAUAAUCUUUUAACACAAAACAAUUGUUAACAAAAGUUCUCUUAAGAUAAUAAAGUAGAAAAGAAAAGUAAAUCACUUUAUCCCAAUUAUCCAGAAAUUUUCCAGUGGCAACACAUGAUUCACAACCAUGGCCACUAAGACUUUCUUUCUCCAAAGGUGUAACAUCUCCUGAGUCAAAAAACCAUACACUACCACUCCAAAUUUUUCCGACUAAAUUUGAGGAGCCCAGCAGAAGAUGUCCCUCUAUAAGAAGCAAACACAAUUAGUGAUAAACACCAGGCUCAGUCGACACAAUCUUUUUUGAAAAUAGUUACCUUUUGAGAAAUCAAUAAAUUCAAGAUGUGGUUCAAUGGUGAAUGGAACAACAGUAAAACUAAAUGGUUUUUUGGAAUUUGAUUUAUCUUCUAGCUGAGCAUGAUCACCUUCCUCUAAAUUCAUACAUUCAGUAUUUUCCAUUUUAAAAAGGUUUUUACAGUAAAAAUGUAUACAAGUUAAAAACAGGGUACAGAAAGUUAAAAUUAGGUAAUCUCCCGAAGCUUCAAAUGAAAGAAUAACAAAUUAGUUUAAAAAUACAACGCGAAACCAAAUGUACAGAGCCCCAAGAGACUUUUUAAAUCCUGAGCGUUCAACACUAAGUAUAAAAUAACACUACAUAUAAAAAGAAAAUGGUUUUAGUUGAAGAUAGCGCCACUGUACCAAUCUUAUAUAACCUUACUACCUACUUGGAUAGAAUUGUAAUCAGCUGAUAUUAUGUUUUCAUAAUAGUAAGCAGUAAUUUUGAAUACCUGUCGUUUAAUGACCUCCUUAUUUAUUUAUUAAAUGAAUGCUAAUACCUGAAGAUGAAUUCUGUAAUCAUAUUUGGAAGUAUUAUUGUAUUACUUCAAAUCUUUGGCAUUCAGGCUCAAUCUUAUGAAGAUGCAAGAUGUUUAUGUACUUGCACCAUCAGAAAUGGCACUCAACUGUACAAGACUUUUAAAAUUACAAACGUUCCUGAAAACAAUGAUUGUGAUGCAGUGAUUUUACCUGCAAUCGAUGAUAAAGCUGAUAACAAGGAGCUAUGUCCUCGUUGUGAGUGCAAGUAUGAAAGUAGAAAAACAACUAUAAUCAAAGUAGUUGUGGCGAUUGUUAUUUGGAUAAUCUCUUUGCUGGUAAUCUAUAUGUUUUUCUUGCUAUGCCUUGACCCGCUCCUAAAUAAACGUGCAAAAAGUAGCUAUGUGGAGCAUACCAAUGAAGAAGAUGAUACGGCUAGCGUCGGCCCUGCUGCUCCAAGCGGUUCACAUCAAAUGGGUGUUAGGGGAAACGUUCUUAACAGAGUAGGGCAUCAACAAGACAAGUGGAAAAGACAAGUUCGAGAACAACGUAAAAAUAUUUAUGAUCGUCAUACAAUGCUUAAUUAAUUGCCUUCUUAUAUUUCACUAUUAGACAAAUUUAUUGAUUUCCAACAGUAAGAAAUUUAAUGUCAGUAUUUAAAUCAAGUGUCAAAUUUUAUCUCAGUAAUUUGACAGGCGAUUCCUUAUUGAUUAAUUGUUAGGUAAUAUUAUUUUGUGAUUUUUUGAAUAAUUUUAUGAUAUGUUGUAUAUACUUAAAUAAUUUCUUUGUAGAUAUAGAUAUGUAUAAAUGUAUAAAAUAUCCUGAGGGAAAAAUGCUGGUUAUCGAAUAUUUUAGGGUGAUUAUUAAUCUCAUAUUGCAGUUCUGAACAAAUUCUGACUUUAUUUAUUUUUUAUUGUAGGUUUUAACUUCUCCAUAAUAUUUUAUUCUUUAGAAACAGUUUAAGUAUAUAUAGAGAUCCAUUCAUUGUGUACUUUAGUUACUACAGAUAUAUAUUUAAAUUUAUGGAUACGGUUAUUUCAUAAGGACUGAAUUAAGUUAAGUAUAAGGGAAACUAAAUAUAUGUUAUGUACUUUUAUUAAAUAAAUAACAUCAAUUCAA